Haliotis rubra (blacklip abalone) is the source of this 864-nucleotide messenger RNA. RefSeq names its product cell wall protein AWA1-like. NCBI's taxonomy places the organism in Eukaryota, Metazoa, Mollusca, Gastropoda, Lepetellida, Haliotidae. Bases 1 to 864 code for a protein of 287 amino acids. The record is from RefSeq and is a predicted model, not a curated record. The transcript has 2 exons.
AUGUUGCUAGAUCAGCUGUUUUGGACACCCUGUGUCUGGAUCCGCUGUGACAGGAUCAGCUGUUUCGGGACACCCUGUGUUUGGAUCCGCUGUAACAGGAUCAGCUGUUUUGGACACCCUGUGUCUGGAUCCGCUGUGACAGGAUCCGCUGUGACAGGAUCAGCUGUUUCGGGACACCUUGUGUUUGGAUCCGCUGUAACAGGAUCAGCUGUUUCGGGACACCCUGUGUUUGGAUCCGCUGUGACAGGAUCAGCUGUUUCGGGACACCUUGUGUUUGGAUCCGCUGUAACAGGAUCAGCUGUUUCGGGACACCCUGUGUUUGGAUCCGCUGUAACAGGAUCAGCUGUUUCGGGACACCUUGUGUCUGGAUCCGCUGCGACAGGAUCAGCUGUUUCGGGACACCUUGUGUCUGGAUCCGCUGUGACAGGAUCCGCUGUAACAGGAUCAGCUAGUUCGGGACACCCUGUGUUUGGAUCCGCUGCGACAGGAUCAGCUGUUUCGGGACACCUUGUGUCUGGAAACCCUGUGUUUGGAUCCGCUGUGACAGGAUCAGCUGUUUCGGGACACCCUGUGUUUGGAUCCGCUGUAACAGGAUCAGCUGGUUCGGGACACCCUGUGUUUGGAUCCGCUGUGACAGGAUCCGCUGUAACAGGAUCAGCUAUUUCGGGACACCCUGUGUUUGGAUCCGCUGUGACAGGAUCAGCUAUUUCGGGACACCUUGUGUCUGGAUCCCCUGCCCAUGGACCCGCUGGGCCAGAAUUCAGCGUGCCACGAUCUUGUGCUGCAGGAUCAGCUGUCUUGGGGUCCACUGAGUGUGGAUCUGUUGUGCCGGGAUCUGCUCUGGUCGGAUCAGCUGGGUAUUAA